Quercus robur (English oak) is the source of this 1288-nucleotide messenger RNA. RefSeq lists its product as uncharacterized. The transcript is spliced from 5 exons. Lineage: Eukaryota; Viridiplantae; Streptophyta; Magnoliopsida; Fagales; Fagaceae. The record is from RefSeq and is a predicted model, not a curated record. Bases 585 to 1064 code for a protein of 159 amino acids.
UAACUUUUGAAUUUUUGCUUGCAGAGAAAAUAUAUGAAAAUUAAAGGAAAGGAAAAAAAAUCCUUCAAAUUUGAGAAAAAUAUAGAAUCUCUGCUCUGCUCGAGAUAGUUUUGCAAAUUUUGGUAUACUGUGAGAUUACAAACAGGAAAUAUAUAAGAUUUGAGAUUCUAACUUGUUUUGUUUUCCUUAGCUUUCUUGUAGUUUACAAUCAAAAAAAGGAAAACUUUCUUGUAGUUUAUAGUUGCUUUGUAGGUUAAGGAAUCUUGAGGACUUGUGUUUGCUUGUUCAGAAAGCAAACUUUGAGAGUUAGUGAACAGGGAAACACUGGGGAGGAUCUUUUUUGUGGUUUGUUAAUUCUUUUCUUGGAGUUUUGGGAAGUUGUUUAGUCUAUAUAGAUAUGAUUUAUAUUAUUUGUAUUAGAUAUUGGGGGAUCCUAUAGCAAUAGCAGCUAUGUAUUCUAGGUGUUGCUUGAUAGCCAAAUCGGAGAGAUGCUUUGGGAAAAAACCCUGCUGUUCAUUUUUAGUGCUUUCAGGAGCGUAUUUGCAUGCUCUUGUGCUUUUGAUCAAGGAAAAGUUCAAGGCUAAAUGGAAGGCUCUAGUAGCAGAGGCUGCCUUGGAUGCUAUACUAAACCCACACCGAUGGGUGAACCUUCACAGAGGCUGAGAAUUCAUGAUAAAUAUGUGAGGAGAAAUAGUGUAUCAGAGGAUUUCUGGAGUAGCAGCACUUUUGAAAUGGACAACAGUACAGUUCAAUCCCAGAGAAGCAUCUCAUCAAUUGGCACCUCAAACCAAGCCCCCCUUGAUCAACAGGGUUUUGAUGGCAGUGUAAGCAACGCAUCUGAGUUUGUAAAUCAUGGACUUCUUCUCUGGAACCAGACAAGGCAGCAAUGGCUUGGAAACAAAAGGUCACAGAGCCAUCCACAAGUUCGAGAACCCAAAAUAAGAUGGAAUGAAACUUAUGACAGUCUACUUUCAACCAAAAAGCCUUUCCGACAGCCCAUCCCCCUUCGUGAGAUGGUAGAAUUCCUUGUAGAUAUCUGGGACCAGGAGGGUCUGUAUGAUUGAGCAUGCAAAACUGGAAAGCUCUUAAAAUUUUCAAUCCUUUCUUUCUUACCUUUUUUUUUAGUCCCCAUUUGUAUUGAUUGUGUGUCUAGUGCUAAGGUUGUAUAUUUUCAAUUUGUAUUGAUUAUUGUUCCCCUUCUCUGCUUAGGUCCUUUAUGGGUGGACCAGACAAAGUGAAUUAUUGUGGGGUGUUUUAAAUAAAAAUGACCACUUGCAAUGGGACCAUA